UUGUAAUACUUGGAAAAAAAUGUGCAAAUAGUAGAAAAUUCGCUAACCUGAUCAUAAUCAGCUAAAAAAUUAAAGUGUUUUUAAAAUUAUGAAAAAGAUAAAAUAAAAGAAAAUACUCUAUAACUUCAAGCAAUCAUGAUAAGAAUAAUUUGAAGCAAUGUAAGAAUAAUUGAAUCUAACAAUACUACACCACUUUCGCAUAUUGCCGCAUACGUACGUACGCGCGUGUGAAAACAGCGGCCGGCCAGCAGCAGCAGCAGCCACAGUCCCACUAGAGCAUCUCGCGCGUUCAUUCAUUUCAUUCAUUACUGGCUUAGCGCUCGAGUCGUACGGACGUGUUUUGCUCUCUUUGCCGUGUUGAUUCGUGAUCCGGUGUUUUGAGGCGAAAAGGGGUUUUCGUUACGUUUCAUCAGUGUACUCCGAUACGACGCAGGAAAGAGCAGAUCGACGCUUCUGGUCGAUUUUCGAGCUGAGAGAUUUGAACAACUUUUUCGAAAGGAUUCUAAUGCUUUUGUGUUAAAUGGUGCCAAGACAUAUACAGCAAUGGUGCUUUCACUGAAUCUUCCAACCAAACCCAGUGUGCGAGCCGCGUCCACUAGCGUCACACCAAACGCGUUUAGUGAGUGGUGUUGAGUUCGCCGCAAAACAAACAAGCUGUUCGUGUGAAUAAUUAGUGCCAAAAUACUGAAAAGUGUUGUUUUGUGCAAGUGUUUGCUUCCGCUUAUCGGUGGAGAAAGCUCGUCCUUGGUUUGGGAUUGUUUCGUUGCCUCGCUGCUGGCGCCAUUUUAUCCGUAUCGAUUCGAUCGUGCAAGCAAUCGAACAACUUGCGGAAAAGCGUUUUAUGGCGAUCGAGCCGCGCGCUGUUUGAUGAUUUAUAUGGUAGCAAUAUAAAUAAACCGAAGCAGCCAACACGUGGUGGGAUUUAGUGUAAAAAAUUGCGAACAAGCGAUCGACCGAUCGUCAGCGAUUGCUUCUGUCAGAAUCGCGUAGUGUUUGUGUGUGUCUGUAGUGUCUUUGAGUGUGAGUGUGGAAAAGCUGGAUCAGUAGCUGGAUAUUUGAUUGCGACCAGCGUUUCUUCGUGUGUCCUUUCGCUGGUAGUUUGCGCCGAAAAGAGCACAUUGAUGAGAUUUUCCCACGUUGACGCCAUCGGAGUGAUGCAAUUGUGGUGAUUUGUGCCUCCGUUCCCUCGACACUAGGCGGACCAUCAUCAUCGUCAUCAUCACCUACUCACCGCUAGAAAUAUUUCGUUUCCCAUCCCGGUGACGCAGCCCAGACCCUCGCCACUUGACGACGCGUGGGGAACGUUUAACAGACUUUUUUUUAUCAUCAGCAGUGGUGCUUGCAACGUUGCACGGAACGUUCAAGAUGAAUCCAACGAUGAAGCUGCUGGUGCUGUUAUCACUGCUGCUAGUCCACUCGUCCGGCCACCGGAUACAGCUGUCCGACUCCAUACUGGACAUCAUCAACACGCGGCACGUGGAGCAGAUACUGGCCGAGAGGCGGGCGAACGCUUCGCGAGAAAACGAAAAGCGCUACCUGGUACAGAACGACCUCGAUGAAGAUGUCACCGAGGAUGGAGCGGAUCUCUACCAAACGCCCGAGGUGGCGAUCGACUUUGACUUCCACGGUCGGCGUCAGGGAGGUCACGGGUCCCGGCACUCGCACACCCCGGUCUCACAUAAUGGUUCCGGUGGUGGUGGUGGUGGAGGAGGAGGGGAUCUGCUCGCCGAUCUGCACGCCUACCGUGGCGACAAGCUGCUCAAGUCGAGCAAAAACGCACUGCUGGUGACGCGCAAGGAGUAUCUGAAGAAGGACUGGUGCAAGACGGAACCGCUGAUGCAGCGGAUCCGGGAGGAGGGCUGCAUGAGCCGGACGAUCAUGAACCGCUUCUGCUACGGCCAGUGCAACUCGUUCUACAUCCCGAAGUCGCCGAAGCGCAGGCGGCACGGCGGCAAACCCACCGUCGCGAGCUACUCGGCCAGCAGCAGCAGCAGCAGCAACCGGCGGGACCUGAGCGGCGACUUCGAGGACGAGGAUCUGACCGGGCCCGCGUUCCGCUCGUGCGCCUUCUGCAAGCCGAAGAAGUUCACCUGGAUGACGGUGACGUUGCGCUGCCCGUCGCUCGUGCCGCAGCUACGGCGGAAGCGCAUCCAACGCAUCAAGCAGUGCAAGUGCAUUGCCGAACCGCUCCACUGAAGUGGGCAGCGGCGAGCUGCGGCGUGCGCGUAUGUGUGAGCGUGUUGUGAGUGUGUGAGUGAGCCUGUGUGUGUGUGAAUGGACAGAGCGAUAGGUUAUACGUUUUGAUUAGUAUUAUUGUUCGUAUUGUAUUAGCCGUUAUAGCAAUUAUGUUUGGUUGUUUUAGCCUGUCUCAGUAAUUACGUUAGUUGGAUGUUGUGGACGCAUGUGUGCAUUUUUUUUUCGGGAAGUCUGUGCAUCCAGGGGGCGCGCUUUGUGGGCGUUGUUGUUUGGGGAGGGGGGGGGGGGGGGGGGGGAGCUCACAGCAAACACAAACACAUCUCGCUAUCAUUCAGCUUUUGCUAGCUGAGCCAUCUUUGUUGUGAAAGGUGAGGGUUAUGGCUUGGUUUUGUUUGGUUUUGCUGGCCAGUUUUGGGAACCAUCCUCGGGCCGGGUUGGCCAACCUUCCAUUUACGUCCAGGCGGAGAGGGCGAAGAUAAAGUUACCGGCGCGCGAAGGUGUCAGCGCUCCCAUUUUCGGGGGUUAGGAUGCGACCAGGUAGACGACUCCCACCUUUUCCCACCGGUCGGCAAGGUGGUAAUUUUCUUAGAAUGAUGAAUGGUGCUGCGAAUUUGCCAAAUGCAGAGAGAACUCGGGAGUGUGCGCGUGCUCUCGUGUACUACAUGUGGGCAUACGUAGGUUUGGGACUUUGCGGGGCUUGGGAAAGCCCCAAGAAGUUGUUACAGAACGCGGACGUUCAAUUGGGGGGGAUGUUAUAAUGAUCGUUUCUGGUGUAGCACGUUUGCAGGGUUUACCAGGUCGGAGAGGUUGAUUUGAGACACGCUCUGUCUAGAGAAGCAAAACAAUCGAUAAAGAUAUCUGAGGCCAAACUGACCGUGAAUCUGACGACUCUUCAAUGAAGGAUCGCGACGCGACGCAGGUGUUCUGCCGCUCAACCUGAAGUCUGAGCGAUGUCAGUAACUCUCUAGCAACGCGAGCGCGCCCUCCUGAGGUACUUUUCCAAGUUUCCCGGUCGGAAAGUUUGCAGAAUGUAUCAUGCGUUAGUAGCAGACCCUGGACGAUUACUCCGGGACAGUAUGGCGGUGGUUGAGUCACCGCCAUUAACGACCCCGUUCGCAGUGGUGCAUCACUAUUCUUCCUGCAUUUGGCGCACGUGACUGCGACACCACAAGCUGGGUGCUGGGAGCACCGUGCGAUUGAUUGGUGUCAUUCAGUGGGUGAAGCUUUACGAGCUACUCUAACGGCUGACGGAUGACACUGGAUGAGUGAUCGCUUUGUGACGCUAACUGCGCUCCAAAUUCUGCGCCUGCCGAGUACGUGCCCCCGUGUCCAUGAACUUGCGUGGAUCGUGGCUGGGAAGCGGGAUCUCUGAUGUCAUGCAUCGGAACCCUUGCGUGGCAGGGUUCGUCCGCCAUCGGUCGAUCGGUCGAUGAGAUAAUCGGUGGCGAAUAAAUUAGUUAUGAUUGGAACUCAGAAUCACUGUACUUGAUACCAUCCGGAUGAAAGAGAGAGAGAGAGAGAGAGAGAGAGAGAGAGGGAGGGAGAGAGAUAGAGCACACCCGAAUGGCGGUGUUAAUUAUGGGUGACCGUUUGGUACCGGGCGGCAGUUUUGGACCAAGAAAAAGCUGCUUUUGGACGGUGCUCUCUCUCUCUCUCUCCCUCUCUCCUUGGCUCACUCACCUCGGCCGAUCGGAUCGGAUUUCCGUGCCGCGAAACGAUACGCAAACGACGCAAUUGGUGAAGCUGCGGUGUGACUCAUAGCUAGCCACAGCCGCAGCGAGCCUCCACGCGGCGGCAAAUUCUGUCACCGGUGUCUGGCAUAAGUCACCACCGGGGCACCACCUUUCGGGUGUGCUAAAUUCGUGAGUGUGUGUGUCGAAAAAGUUGCCGGUUUUUGUGUGCCGUGUUACUGGAUUGGAUGUAGAAAAAAGAUCUGGAAAACAGUCAAUCGCAACGCAGCACGGGUUUUGGAAUCACCUGCAUCCGUGGACCGCCGAUUCGAUGAAUCAGCGUCUUGGAGUUCCUGGCGCGCAAUCGGAUACGGGCAGGCGGCCGAUGCUGAUUGAGCCGAGGUGUCGAUCAAUUAUCGGCGAACCAGCAGGGUUGCAGUGGUAUGCGUUUUGUGAUGCUAAUGUGUCCUCGGACACAUCAGCAGGUGACCAUGGGGCUGGGGAGUUUGUUUUUUUUGUUUUCGUUGGGAAUAUUUAUGUGGAAUAAUUUUCUGCAACGGGCCGGAUGAAGGAUGCACAGAAGGAUAAACCAAAGGAGGAUGCACAGGGAAGCGAUGAAAUGAAAUGGAGAGAAGAGUUGGAGGAUUACAUCACACAUACACAUACACAUACCAACUACCCACAACACAACAUGGUAAUAAAACAAAACAUGAAGUAAUGAAAUCGUAACCACCUUUUCUAGUUGUAGUUUGCAAAGAGAAUAUUUAUUGUAUAGCCAUGGGGGGAACGAUCGAUAAAGGGAGACAGUGAAGAUAUGGAAGAGGAUUUUUGCGAAAAAGAAACAUAAAAGUGCGGCUAAAAACACAGUGAACGUGUAACAAAACAAAUGAAAAACAAAUGAAUAUUUAACUAAAUUGAUGGCUGGAUGAUUAGAGAAUAGAACUAGCAAAAAACGAACACGAACGAAUAGGAAAGAGACAGUGGUAGAGCAAGAGCGAGACAGAGGGAGAGAGAGAUGGAUCCAGCCAUCGGAGAAGAUAUUUAAGACACAGGAAACCCCUGUAGACCCUUGUAAGCGAAAGCCAUGUCGAAAGUAUAGCGUGUUGCGUGUUAGCGAGUGUGCGUGUCUCUUUAUGUGUGUGCGUGUGUAUUGUUUCUGUUAUCAGUAAGCCAGGUAUUUAUGGACGAAAACAAAAGCAACCCCCCCCCCCUCCCCUCCCCUUUAUUAACUAGCGAUUAUAAUAAAAAAAGGCCCCAUCCAACAGCAGUAUUGAAGCUAUGAAUAUUAGAGAAACAAACAAACAAACAAACAAACAAACAAACAAUGACCGUUGUUAUUGUUCUAUUACAUGUCGAAUGUUGUGUUUAGCAAGCAGUUGUAGCAAAGUGGUUAGUAGCUUGCGUGAAAGCAAUAAAUUAGGGAAAGGAAAAGAAAGAGAAAAGAACGAACCUGCUGGCAACUUCCAGAGUGGCAUUUUGAAUAAAUAGUAAACAUAGUUUGACAGCAUGCUGUCAAAUGGAGGAGAGAGAGAGAGGGAGAGAAGGAAAAACACAA
Anopheles stephensi (Asian malaria mosquito) is the source of this 5421-nucleotide messenger RNA. RefSeq lists its product as uncharacterized. Bases 1366 to 2196 code for a protein of 276 amino acids. The transcript is spliced from 3 exons. NCBI's taxonomy places the organism in Eukaryota, Metazoa, Arthropoda, Insecta, Diptera, Culicidae. The record is from RefSeq and is a predicted model, not a curated record. Gene Ontology annotation, biological process: animal organ morphogenesis. Gene Ontology annotation, molecular function: BMP binding; receptor ligand activity.